This is a messenger RNA of Siniperca chuatsi (mandarin fish), 8392 nucleotides long. RefSeq names its product cartilage intermediate layer protein 2 (gene cilp2). Bases 994 to 4581 code for a protein of 1195 amino acids. The record is from RefSeq and is a predicted model, not a curated record. The transcript has 8 exons. Lineage: Eukaryota; Metazoa; Chordata; Actinopteri; Centrarchiformes; Sinipercidae.
UCUGUAGUGAUAUUUACAGCUGAUUUUAUGGCAGGGGUUUUCAAACUGUGAGAGUUGAAGGGGAGGUGCUGCGGGAGAGACGUGAGGCAAAGAUACACUGUGCGAGAUGAAAGGGACAGGUGUAUGUUGGUGUUCUAAAAACAAAAGGAAGUUAGUUAUUGUAGUUUGACCCGCUGAUUUGUCCCAAUUACCAACAUGGUCGGCAGCAGCUGUGACUCACAUCUCAUUGAAGCAGUUAAGUUACUUUAAAAAUGCCCGAUUGCCACAAUUUACAUCAAGAAUCGUACUUGUCAGAGCCAUAACUCUGAAACUGAUACACACAUUUUUAGAUUCAGUGUGAGGUAUCAGUACCUGCAAUGUCCAUCGUGAAUAAACGUGCAAAGAUACGCUUAGAGAUCAUAGAAAAAACAUGCUCCUUAUAACUGCAGACCUACACUGUCAGAUGAUCACACUAUCUCAAUUAUUGUUGAUGCAGUUACUGAUAACAGACCAAAGACCUUUCUUUACCAGAGACACAUGGCUGAGAUGUCGUUUUUUUUCUUUUACCAUAAUAACUUUGAGAUUGUACUGUAUCACAAGGCCAGAUAGUACCCUGCAGUCAGCUAAAGAACUUUAUUUAUUAGAACAAUGCAUUACUUUGUGAACGAAAGAUAUCAUCAGUUUGUUGCUAAUGCAUUCUUUUGUUUUUAAUCCGUCAUAUUUCUCCUGAGGAAUCAGUCAAGGCUGGGGGCUUGGAAAGAACCUGGACAAUGUAAAGCUCCCUGGGGUGUAUGAAGUCAGUUUCAAAUGGUGGUAGCAGACCUCUUAAAGUUUGUAACCCCUCCCUGCUGAUUUCCUCCCUCUUGCUUUUUCUUGGUUCUGACCCAUAUCGCCCCUCCAUGUGUGACAGAGUGGACGUCUUGGUUCAACAUCGACCAUCCUGGAGGGAAUGGAGACUACGAGCGCCUGGAGGCAAUCCGUUUCUAUUACAGGGAGAGAGUUUGUGCGCGGCCAAUGGCCAUGGAGGCUCGCACUACAGACUGGGUGGCAGCGGCAGACACCGGCGAAGUGGUCCACUCCAGUCUGGAGAAGGGCUUCUGGUGCAUCAAUAAGGAACAGCCCCAAGGCCGCGUCUGCUCUAAUUACCAUGUCCGCUUUCAGUGUCCCCCAGUGCAGAGCUACUGGACUGACUGGAGUGAGUGGGGUCCCUGUUCAACCACGGUUUGUGACGACGUAGGCAUCCAGGUCCGCCAGAGGAAAUGUGUGAACACCCAGCCCAUGCCACUCCUGUUGGUGCCAGCAUGUCAGGGGCACCAUUCAGAAAGGAGGGAGUGCUCCACCCCUCCAUGUACAGCCAAGUGGAGUCCAUGGGGUCGGUGGGGGACGUGUUCAGUGACCUGUGGUGGAGGUCGCAGGAUUAGGAGGAGGACCUGUGUGAGGACCUCCGUGACAGUUCAGUGUAAUGGACGGCCUGUUGAAAUACAGAAGUGUGGGAAGAGUCCAUGCCCAGGUAUGCUGAGUCGACGCUGUAAAAGUAUUAUUUUUCUUUGUAUUGAUGUCUUUAUCAGUUUGUGCUCACGUCUCUGUGUCUUUCUCGCAACAGCCAAAUGUCAGCGCGUGUGCACCGAGGGCCAUCCCAGUGAGGACUGCAGCCGGUGUGUGUGUGAUGGCCACGUGCUGCAUGGAGAAGUCCACACUGUGACUGGUGUCCCGGUGGCAGGAGCUUGGGUGGCGCUGGCCAGCCAGCCUAAGGUGAUCCGUGCUCGUACAGAUGCCAAAGGUCAGUUCAGGCUCACAGGAGUCUGCUCCUCCAGCUCGACCUUGAUCUCCAUCAGGAAGGAGAAGUUUGCCCCGAUCGCUGUCUUCACCUCCAGUAACACCACAGGGUUGUCCUGGGUACGGGCUAUCCUUAAAUCAGCCGAAAAGCCAUACAUUGUGAAGCACCCGGAGGACAAAGUGCGUUAUGAAGGAGGACGGGUCCUGUUUUGCUGUAAGGCAACGGGAUCACCAGCACCUGACAAAUACUACUGGUACCACAAUGGGACUCUGCUGGACAGGAAGGUGUACAAGUAUGAAGAGGACCUUGUACUGCGGGACCUGAAGCCGGAGCAGUCAGGCCAGUACUACUGCAAAACCAGCAGCUCUGCAGGCAGCAUCAAGUCCUCUCCAGCCUUCCUAACUGUGAUUGCAAAAGGAACACCAGCAUGCAAUUCCACCCCUGAGACACACCUCAUCAGACUGCCGAUGGACUGUGUUCAACCCGGGACUGACUCCAAGUACUACAACGCUGGCCGCUGCACUCACAACAAAUGUGCUGGCUCCCUAGACUUUGAUAUGCGCUGCAGAGAUGGAGGUGGGUUCUGCUGUGGUGUCCAAGAUAUGGAAAGUCGAAUCAUUGACUGUGGAACCUACAGCCUCCCUAUCCGGGCUGUGACACAGUGCAGCUGUCAGAGGUGUGUGCAACCGACUGUGCUGGUUCGUGGUAGAGUGGUCACAGCUGACAAUGACGAGCCUCUUCGUUUUGGGCACAUCUACAUUGGUAAAGAGAGGGUGGGCACCACUGGAUACCAAGGAAGUUUCACAUUACAAAUUACUCCUGAUACACAGAGAUUAGUGGUAAAUUUUGUUGACCCCACUCAGAAGUUUCUUGACACUCCAAAGGUGUUCAUCUUUGAUAAGAAAGGUGGGUCCAUCUACCAUGAUGUGAAGGUGAUGAGAAAGCAGACACCAAUUGAUAUCAAUGCAGGAGAGACUAAUUCUAUUAACCUAGGGGAAAUUAAAGGGGAAGACCCCAUUGGUCAGUUGGUUAUUCCUCCCAACUCCUUCCACAAGGAUAAUGGAGAAAUCUAUGAGGGAACUGUGAAAGCCAGCGUCACAUUCAUUGACCCAAGAAAUAUCACCACGGCGGCUGCGGCCCCUGGUGAUCUCAACUUUGUGGACGAUGAGGGUGACAUGCUCCCUUUGAGGACCUAUGGCAUGUUCUCUGUGGACUUUAGAGAUGAGAGCAACAAGGAGAUACUGGGAGCCGGAGCGGUUCAAGUCCUUCUUGACACACAGCACGUCAAAAUGCAAGAGCACAUUCCCAAAAUGAAACUGUGGUCUUUAAACCCAGAUACAGGAGUCUGGGAAGAGGAGAGUGACUUCUCCUACACCACAACUACUGGUGGUCAUGGGCGGAGCAAACGAGAAGACCGCACAUUUCUUAUAGGCAACAUGGAGAUCAGAGAACGUAGGCUCUUCAAUUUAGACGUGCCUGAAAACAGACGCUGUUACGUCAAAGUCCGUGCCUACAUGAGUGACAAGUUCCUACCUAGUGAACAGCUAGAGGGUGUUGUGAUCAGCUUGAUAAACUUGGAACCCAAACCUGGUUAUUCCUCUAACCCUAGGGCAUGGGGGCGCUUUGACAGCGUCAUAACUGGACCCAACGGAGCCUGUUUACCAGCCUUCUGUGAUACCCAAAGGCCCGAUGCUUACACGGCUUAUGUCACAGCAAUGAUGGGUGGGGAAGAACUUGAGGCAGCUCCCUCCUCCCCCAAGAUGAAUCCAAACAUUAUUGGAGUGUCUCAGCCAUAUCUGGAUAAAAUAGACUACCAGCGCUCAGACCACGAGGAUCCAGCUCUGAAGAAAACAGCCUUCAGAAUCAACUUGGCAAAGCCUAACCAAAAUAAUCUUGAUGAGACCAAUGGGCCAAUAUAUCCGUAUCAGAAUUUAAUAGGUUGUGAAAAUGCCCCUGUUGAUGCAAAUCAUUUCAGAUUCUUCAGAGUGGAAAAGGACAAGUAUGAAUACAAUGUUGUUCCCUUUGAGGAGAAUGAUUUGACGACCUGGACGGGAGACUACCUCUCCUGGUGGCCUAAUCCCCAGGAGUUCAGAGCAUGCUUCAUUAAAGUCAAGAUCCAUGGACAGAAGGAAGUGAUGGUCAGGUCAAGGAAUCUGGGAGGAACACACCGAGAAACAAAAGGCAAAUUUUAUGGCAUAAGAGACAUUCGCAGCACCCGGGACAUGCGAGAGGCCAACACCUCAGCAGCCUGUGUAGAAUUCAAAUGCAGCGGCAUGUUGUUUGAUCAAGCUGAGGUGGAUAGAUCCCUCAUAUCAGUCCUUCCACAGGGGAACUGUCGCAGAAUUGGCACCAACAGCCUUCUACAAGAGUAUCUCAUCAAACAUCCACCAGUCGCUCAAAACAACGAGUCCCAUGCAUUCACCAUGCUAGCCCCUGUUGAUCCUUUGGGACACAACUAUGGCAUCUACACAGUCACAGACCAGAAUCCCAGGGUGGCCAAGGAGAUUGCUAUAGGGCGCUGCUUUGAUGGCACCUCAGAUGGAUUCUCCAGGGAAAUGAAGUCAGACUCUGGAGUGGCACUGACCUUCAGUUGUCCAGAGAGAAAAAUUAACAGGGAGAGCCUUUUCCAACGUCUGCAGACCAACCCAGGUCAGGCUCUGUCUCAGAUGGCGAGGGACAUGAGGGAGUCGGAGGGUCUGCAGGUACAGAGAUUAUCCACCCAGAUGGUGGCCUAUCCUUCAGAGCAGCGGGGCAGGACCCAGAGUCGCAGAGUCAGCUCUACAACCCGGAGGAGAGUGUCCAUGCGCACAGAGCAACGCCAAUAGAUGUGCCAAGAGGUCUUCGGUCAAGACUGAUAUGAUGGCAUUAAGACGAGGAAGUAAAAGUGGCCCGUCUGUUGAGUAUGAACUCCCUCCUGACUAUGGAAACCACAAAACAGAGGCAGACAGCAAUUCAGCAAAUUCAGAAUGUGAUUGAAGAUAUUCAUUAGACUUAUACUUACUUGAAGGGUUUGGUAUAUAAAUUUCUUCCUUCCCUCCUAAAAGACAUGCAUUAUUUGUCUAUAUGUAACACCGUGAAUUUUAUGUGUGAAUAGACUAAAUUGACGUGUGAGAAUGUAACUUUUAUUAUUUGUGGCAUUCCACUUUCCCCAAUGUGGUUGUUUUUUGCUGAUGUCUCUCAAUGCUUGAGUUGAAACCAAACCUUCAAAAACUAUAAAUACCAUGUCAGGCCCCAAACACUUCAUAAUUGGCCGUUGCUCUCCACUGAACUUCUUUUCGUGAUCAGAAAGAAACCAACUUGAGGCCCUUGUUGUCUGCAAUAGACACUGAGCCCUUUUUCUACAAACUGGGAAACUCUCUCCACCAAGGGGAGGCACACUAUAAAGAGACAUGUUGGGCAUGCCACCCAGGGAACAGAGGAUGUUUUCAGUCAUGCUUUUUAAUGUCUUUCAUUAGCAUGCCACAUUGCCAACUGUGAUUCAGCCAAAUGCCCUUCCAUACCUACUUAGAAUGUGCAAGACCAAGGCCUCCGCCAAGACAAGCAUGGAUCUCACUAGUGGCAGGCAGUCUAAAAUGAGAAUGGUUGAUUGUGAGGUAUGACAUAAUUUCCUUUUUUCCUCCAUUCCAAAUUAGCAUCACCAAACAAAAUGUUACUCAAAAUUAUAUAUUUCCAAAUACUUCACAUUCUCAGAAACCAUUACAGAGACUCAUUCAGGGUCUAAAUUGACUUUGUUUUUAUUGUUGGGUAAUGUGUUUGUCAGCUGCCUUUGUAUCUUGAAGUGCAAUAACUAUAUAAUUUAACUUAAGAAUUCUUAAAGAUCAGCGUGUAACAAACUAUUACAGUACAUAAAGAGUGCUGCUGGUGAAUGAAGCAACAACUCCUUCAGUGCGUGUGGCAGGUAGUGUGGUUAAGGUGUUUGUAUGAGAUCUUGCACAGGACUCGAUUUGAGUGAUUUUAAGCAAGUAAUUUAACUGCUAUGUCAUGUAAUCAUUCUUCAACUCUCUGAACUGCAUAGAACCUAUUAACCUUUUCAUACUUUGCUGCAUGACUCAGUUGAUUUUAUAAUUUGUACACCACAGUAAUCUUUUCAACUUCAGAGAGAAAUCUUGUGAGUGGGAGUUAAAACUCUCAGCGGAGCCUUCUCUUCAUUAACAAAACCCACUGCAUAAUUCUUACACAUGGGGGAAAUAAUUAAAAAAUGACACACAAAUGAAUUUACUGGCCAAGUUCUCAUAAAUCCUGCCAAAUAAAGGGGGGCAUGGAGAAACCAGGAGAGGCUGACAAGCAAUAUAAGCCUUCUGUUAAUUAGAAAAUAAUUUACAUAUUCCCUUGAGAACUAUUAAAACAGUUUGACCCUGACUUUCACAACAGCCAAACAAGUUAAUUUCCAGGAUACAAAGGAUGAAGUUAAGUAAUCAACAAUAUACUGGGCUAUGGUCAAACAUAUUUACCAUCAAAUUGUCACUGUACAGUUAACUCUUGAUCCAUUUAAGCCUGAUUACAUUUUUAUUCCUAAUGUGCAACAGGUUUGUUUAAUGUGUGCAAAUGUGAUGCCAAUGUGAAGUUGUAUGUAUAAGUGAAAACCUCAUAUUGUAACCUUACAUUUGUACUUGGCCCCACGUCGAACAACAAUCUCUUUCCAUUAUGCACCAUGAGCAGCACAAUCCAGAAAAACACUCAGUACAGAGUAAUAUAGGGUGACAACAUGUGGUACCUUCGCCAUUAUCACUGAUCUCUCUAAUCACAGGCCUGUGGGCCGUCUGCGACUGAAAAGAUCUCCAGAUGAAAACAAACAUCUCCCUGCAGCACAUGUAGCAUCCACCCUGUAAGAAAGAUGAUGAUUGAAUCCAGGUGUGGGAAGAGAUAAGUCUUAAAAUAUAAAAUGCGACUUAAAAAUGCAAUGGUGUGUGAGGUCAGCUGAGGAGGCCCAACAGCUGUAGAGCAACUGGAGGAAAUGUUAGACCAAAGACAUCAAGAGAAAGAGGAGCGAGAUUAUCUAGUGAUGGAUUUAAUCAUUUUGGGGUACUGUUUGGUAAAUGGAAAAAAGCAAGGGAAAAUAUUAGUGGUCUUUGGCCUCACAGUCCAUCACUUACAGAAUAUCAGGCUUCAAAAGUGGUUGCACAUGGAAGAAUGCAGGUUUUGGAGGAGAAUGCUUUGACAGGAGAAUUGGCUUAUUCAUAAGAAGUUAUCAGGGGAGUUUGAAGUACAAGGUAACAAUAAUAGGCUGAGUAAACCAUUAUAUAAGGCUUUGCAUGGGAAAGUAAGCUGGGUUCUCCAAACAGUUAUUUUGUCUUCUUGGGAACUUCAAAGGAGAUUAAAGAACCUCUGCAAUAUUUAUUUAAUUAAUAAAAUGUUUCCAAAGACUUCAGAAUCAAAUAAAGGGAGUUUAAGCCUGAAUCCAACAGAUAAAACACAUAGUAAAGAAAAUGUUUAUCUCAGUGAAUCUCAGUGGGAAUGGCAGUAGUUGUAGCAACCUUUUCAUUUUACAGGGGUUCAAUGUUAAUAUCACAAAUAUGGCUUAAUGGAGAUUUAUGUAUUUUUGUUUUACAUAUUUAAAGGAAUAGUUCAACAUUUCUGUCCGUUAAAUAUUAGACUACAGCCAGUAGCCUGUUAUCUUAGCUUAGCAUAAAGACUGGAAACAGGGGAAAUAGCUAGCCUGGAUCUCCUGGAAACUCCACUGGUAACAUGGCAAGUUCACAGUAACGUCAGGACUCCAGGAAGUCACUGUGCAAAGCAAAGAAAUAAUCUGUCACAAUUUGUCGUUUUUUACACUUCCGUGUUAGCACAGAUAAAACAAACAAGAUAUAACAUGUUCAUUAGUGUGCUUUAAAGGUGCUGGUAUUUGCGAAUUUUGUUACCUUUGGACAGAGCCAGGCUAGCUGUUUUUAGUUAUCUUUAUACUAAACUAAGCUAACUGGCUGCUAGCUGUAGCUUCAUAUAAACCGUACAGACACGAGAAUGGUAUCGAUUUUCUCAUCUAACUCUUGACAAGAAAACAAACAAGCGCAUUUCCGAAAAUGUCAAACUAAUCCUUCAAUGAAUACUUUAUACUAUUGUUACAGUUGUAGCCUUAUUGAAGUCUUGAUUGCUUGUCAAUUAGUAUUUUCAAGGGUCUUUUCUUCGCCUUAGACUUACUGGCUAAACUUUUGAUGUUUUUUUUUUACAAUUAAAAAUUUAAAAAGGAAUCUGUGAAGUUAUUAACUUUGGAAAUACUUAAUAUGAUUUUGCCUCUUUGUCACAUAAUUUCAGUGGGUGCGUGUAAUCCUAACUGGCACUAUUUAACUUUGUGCAGAAAAGCACAAGACUCUCAGUCCACCAGAAACCACCAAUAAUUUAACAGUAACUUCAUCCAUUUUCUCUUCUAUACAGUCCAGCUGGUCUUAAGGAUAAUUUAUUCAGGAGGUCAUCCUUGAACCUUUCCACCACUUUCUGGAGUAUACGAAGAGAUUUGCCACUGUGAGCUCCGGUAACAGAAAUGACAUAAAUUAACUCCUAAUAAUACUACGCUUAACUAUUGCAUGGUGAUGCCAAUCUCGUUUCUCUCUGAAUUAAGUUUUACGUGUAAAUUCUGUAUUGUAUGAAAUCUACUAUAACUAAGAACAUGAAACUGUAAAUAAAUGAUUUUGUGUAAACUUU